UCGACACCGAUUGAGAGUCGGGCGAACGAAAAGUAGGCGAGCUAGCUAGAACGGUAGACCCAAAAUUAAGCCAUUGAAGACAGAAUAUGGAAGAAGCUCUGGAAAAACACGCGAAAUCUAUUGCGGCUCCGCUGGUAUUCUUCAUCGUCGGCGUUUUUCAAUUUCUCUCCCGAUAUCUCGAACUUCGCAAGGCGAAAGGAUCGAUAUCCCAAAAGGAUGCGCAGCUAAAAGCAGAGAUUAAGCAGCUCUUGAAGGAGGCCAAUGCCUUAUCACAGCCUUCAACUUUUGCACAAGCUGCAAAGCUGAGAAGGAUGGCUGCAGCUAAGGAGAAGGAACUCGCAAAAAGUCAAGGAAUCCACAAGGAGGAGAUAAAGAUGUCGUAUGAUAUGUAUUCAAAAUGCCUAUUGGUUUUAAAGAUCUUCACAUAUUUUAUGCUCAUUCUUUGGUUUUGGCGUAUGCCUGUGGCUUCUGUAUCUAAGCAGCUGGUACAUCCUUUUGGUAAGAUGUUAUCUUGGCGAGCUGGAGGUUUUGUAAACGACAAUGUCAUGGUUGGGAUCAUUCCAUGGUUAAUCCUGUGUACUAGGGUCAGCAAAACUAUAUGCUGGAAAGUACUGAAAUAGGAGAAUAGAACAUUACUGAGAUUGUGACCUAACCAAUUUUUGUUUAAUGUAAAUUUCUUAUCAAUUCACUUCUCUGUAUUCUAUUGAAUUAUGCCCAGUGCUUGAUUGAUCUUCUCCUUGUAGGAGGUUUACCAUUACACCAUUACAGCCUUACCGGAUUACAUUUGAACAGAGGAAUUUUCAUUUUAA
This is a messenger RNA of Ipomoea triloba (trilobed morning glory), 809 nucleotides long. RefSeq lists its product as uncharacterized. The transcript has 7 exons. Gene Ontology annotation, biological process: tail-anchored membrane protein insertion into ER membrane. NCBI's taxonomy places the organism in Eukaryota, Viridiplantae, Streptophyta, Magnoliopsida, Solanales, Convolvulaceae. The coding region runs from base 87 to 620 and encodes 177 amino acids. The record is from RefSeq and is a predicted model, not a curated record.